Molecule: messenger RNA, 1032 nt
Organism: Amyelois transitella
Lineage: Eukaryota; Metazoa; Arthropoda; Insecta; Lepidoptera; Pyralidae
Product: lysM and putative peptidoglycan-binding domain-containing protein 3
Exons: 3
Coding region: 168-953 (261 amino acids)
Source: RefSeq, a predicted model, not a curated record
GUCAAAACCUUAAAAACAUUUUUUUGUUCUGUUGAAUAAAAGUUAACAGCUGUGUUUUUCCUAUUUUAAUAACAAUAAAAUCAAAAUAUAUUAUUGAAAGUACAAGUAUACUGUUAAUUUACAUUGGGUCAUGCUAGAAUCAAAAAGAUUGAGCGUUGUUUUGGACAAUGAAACAAAGGACACGAAUAAUGCACGGUGGAGAUGAUGUUCUGGCAUAUAAUACAGGUUCUAGUCAUAAUGCUGAUUUAGAUAACCAGAACCAAAUACAACUACACAAAAUGAAACAACCAGAACAUUAUAUUGAAGCGCAAGUACUCGAAGGUGAUACUUUGCAAGCCAUCGCGCUACGAUUUCAUUCUUCCAUUUCAGAAUUGAAAAGGGUAAAUCAUAUUCAUAAGGAUAAUGAAAUAUUUGCCAGACGAACAAUCAAGGUACCAGUUACACCAUACUCUAUUUUAACUGAAACAUUGCCAAUGACUAUUGUUAAUCCUGUGCCUUCCACUUCUAAGGAGACUCCAAAGAAUUCGCUUUUCCAAGAUUUAAAUACCAAUUUACACAAUAGAGGGAACCAUAGUAACAUACUAUUGAAUGAUAGUUUGACUAAAGGAAAUAAUGAUUGUGAGAUUGAUUACAACAAAAUUGUUUUAAAUAGUAAGCUGGCGCCAUCAUUGAUUCCAUACACUGAUACUGAACUGCUGGAGCCUGUGUCUGAGGAUACCCAACUGUUGCCGAGUAAUAAAAACAAAGAAAGUGUAGAAACUGUUGUGGUGAAGCAGCUGACGUCACAAGGUGCUGAUUUUGGACUGAAGUGGUACCAUUUACUGAGCUGUGUCCUGGUUUUAGGUGUUCUGAUACCUAUUGUUUAUGUUUUGUUCUUUUUAGAAAAGCCACAUGAGUUGAUGCAAUUUCAUGGCUCUAACAAUACAAAUAAUAUUCUAAAGAAUAUGACAUAACUUUCUAAGAAUGAAGCUUUAAAUGUUUAAUAUAAAUAUAUGUAUAUCUACUUUUAAUAUAGGUUUCGUCAUAUUUGUA